This is a messenger RNA of Pseudozyma hubeiensis SY62, 2160 nucleotides long. RefSeq lists its product as hypothetical. The record is from RefSeq and is a predicted model, not a curated record. Lineage: Eukaryota; Fungi; Basidiomycota; Ustilaginomycetes; Ustilaginales; Ustilaginaceae. The coding region runs from base 1 to 2160 and encodes 719 amino acids. The transcript has a single exon.
AUGUCGGCGUCAUCGACAUGGCGGUCCUCGCCGAACGCAGGUGACACCAACCUCAUGGAUCCAUGGUCGGCGAUCGAUUCAGACUACCUUCAUCCUUCCACAUCUUCAUCGUCAUCGCAGCCUCCACAAUUACGCAGUCGCAAGUCGAAUCUAGCUGCCAACGCUGAGCUUGUAGAUCGACAUCCCUUGCGAUCGCCUUCGCCCUCGCAUCCAUCUCAACAGACAGCACGUCCUGGCGCGGCUCCCAGGAGGCCUUCUGCAGUCGCAUCCGAGUGGAAGGCCAUCGGUGCAGGCCUCGCUGGUCUCUUUGGUGCUUCUUCAUCCAACGCCAGCUCGUCCAGCUAUCAAUGGCCCGCUGAUCCAUCAUCUUCACACAUACAGUCCUCAUCCCGCACAGCGAGACUCGUGACUACAGGCGAUGACGACGACGACGAUGAGGCGAGAAAGGGUCGACCUAUCAACACUGUCGAAACAACGCUGGAUCGCUUGGAAGAUUGGUUCGGUCUAAAACAAGGGCAAGAGCAGCAGCAGCGCCAAAAUUACACUCCUACUCAACGCCGCACCACUACUUCAGCAUCAUCAUCAGCAGCUCACCAAGACCAGGUGCGCGUCCUCAUCCAUCCCGUUGCGCCGACAGAUACGCUUUCGUCAUUAGCGCUCCACUACGGUGCCGACAUUCAGGUGCUCCGCAAAUCCAACAAGCUCUGGCCAGGAGAUCCGGUCCAGAUCCGCAAACUCAUCUACAUUCCCGUCGAUAGCUGCAAACACCGUCCGCCAAACGCAGAGAUCAAAGUCGUCCCGACCACCGCCGGAGGCGCUGUCUCAUCCACCGAAGCUGGUAAUGCCAACGCCAGCUCGUCCAACACGCUCAUCUUUGUUUCCAAGGCGGAUCAAGAGGAUCUGCUCACCGGCACGCCGGUCGCAGAGAUCCCACAACCCGAGUUCGUCGCGGACAGUCUGGCAGCCAUGCGUGUUUCCGAUCCGGUCAACGACUUUAUGCCAGACACGAACCAGGCAUAUACGGAUUCGACCGCACCUGCGUUUGGCACGUCUCUCACACGAGCUGGUUCAAUCAAUGGCCACAAGUCGGCGUAUCCGGUCAGUUUGACUCCUGCGCUUCGUACGCUCAACCAUGCUGCCGGCUCGAGUGGGAAACGACCGACGAGCAGCGUAGGAGGUGGCUCGAAUCCGCCCAGCAUCGCAGCUUCCGCUUCAGCAGCCAGCUCCGGCUUCGUGCCUCCACGUCAACCUCUGCAUGUAGCAAAAGUGCCAGCUGACCAGCUGAGGUUCUUUGCAGCCAGCGACAUCAAGUCAUCUGCCUUGGGGAGCCGCAAUCCUGGUCCGGGAGAUGCCGAGUUUCGACCUGGGGAGAGCGGUAUCGACGAUCUUCUUCAGCAGCACCAGCAACAACAAAAUGGCUCCUCCGCGCAAUCAGAUCGUCCAGACUUGUCGCGUCACACUUCGACCAGCAACAUCUCGGCGUCCAGCUACUUCAACAAUGAUGACGACGACGACGAGGAAGACGAGUGGAAACCCAACACCUGGCACUUCGGUUCUUCCUCCAAACCCAGCACCAGCUCUACCAGCACCAUCGGAAUGGACUCGACCAGCAGCAGCAGCAAGUAUGCAGGCUGGAACGAUGCGCCGCCACCGUCUGCCACCGCGAUCGUGGCUAAGGCAUACGAUGGGGGGAAAGCGUAUCAGAAGCGGCAGGCGCAGAAAUCGCAUCGAUUGCUGUACGAUCUAGCCGCGGGUCUGCCAGCGAAUACAGGUGCGGCGAGCAAGUGGGCCAGGCCGAUCCAGUUUGGCGAUUCGCUGCCGAACGGUGGAGGGAUGGCGGAGAGGAAGAGUGGAGGAAGAGGUGGAUUGGGCAGAUUGUUGGAUGACACCGUGAGGGGGAGGAUCAGUGUCGAGGCUGCGUUAGAGGGGGUUGUGGAGGGUUUUGGCGGGAAAUCGACAGCGCAGACAAGGGAUAGGGUGGGCACGAGAAGUGGGACGACGAGGAGUCAUGUUGAUAGGGUUGAUGAAGCGAGACAACCUGCACCGCUGGUGAACAUCGAUCCGCUCACGUCGUCCGCACCCAUCAACCCGACACGAUCAUCUUCUGGUCUGGAACAGCGGAGGAAGGUCGACUGGACCAAGGGCUGGAAGCACGACUAG